Molecule: messenger RNA, 2100 nt
Organism: Fopius arisanus
Lineage: Eukaryota; Metazoa; Arthropoda; Insecta; Hymenoptera; Braconidae
Gene: Pex13
Product: peroxin 13
Exons: 3
Coding region: 357-1460 (367 amino acids)
Biological process (GO): protein import into peroxisome matrix, docking
Cellular component (GO): peroxisomal membrane; peroxisomal importomer complex; peroxisome
Molecular function (GO): protein binding
Source: RefSeq, a predicted model, not a curated record
GAUCAGAGUGGGUCAGAGUACUGUUUAAAGAACAACACAUUCCUUAUCAUCUCCUCUAAAAUUGAUUUUUUCCUGUUGAAUAUUGAUAAACUCAGAUUUUAAACUGAAAUUUUGUAUUUACAAUAUAAAUUUAAGUUGGAAAAUUCGGGGAUUAUCGUUGAUGAGGGGAAAAUUUUGCUAUGGAAUAGCCCUACGUUGACACUUGGAGUUUGACAGACAGCACAGAAUUUCACGAGUUUGGAUGAUCAUCGACCUUUGACUCCAAUAAAUGAGAGUGUGCGAAGACGAUAUUUACGUUUCAUCAUUAGUGAUUUUUGCAUUAAAUUUAACGUCACGGAGUACUGCGAAAUACAAGCAUGAAUCAGCAGAGACCAUGCACCACUCAAUUUAGACAGACACCUGGCGUUUUACUAGGUGGAACUCCAUAUGGGCCAGCGGUAGCAGUCUCUCAGCCUCCACCAUUGCCUCCUAGGCGAGUGACGAACUCGUUCUCAUCCUAUGGAGGAUAUAGGCCGAGUUUUAUGGGUGGAUAUGGAGGCUAUAAUUCCUACGGAUUUGGAAGCGGCCUAGGAUACGGCUCCUAUGGAGGAUAUGGAUCAUAUGGUACCUCUUAUAGUAAUGCUUACGGUAAUUUCGGUGGCCCCAGUGGAGAUGUCGAGAACCGAUUCGUCCAAUUCGCCGAGGAAAGCACCAGGCCGGCAUUUCAAUCGAUAGAAUCGAUUGUUCACACAUUUUCUUCAAUUACCAUGAUGUUCGAAUCGACUUUCUUCGCCAUGACUAGCUCUUUCAAAGCUAUUCUCAGCGUCGCUGAAAAUGUUGGAAGAGCUCGCAAUAUGUUUGGGCAAUUGCUCAGUACUUUCGCACUUUUUAGAUUUCUCAAGUGGUUGUAUAAGAAGAUUAUGUUUCAAUUGGGUUUAACCCCAGACGAUCCAAAUUCAGACGCAGUCUGGAGGAGAACAGUGUUGGAGGUAGCAAACGGUGAAAAAACAGGACCCAGCACAUGGCCAAUCAUUAUAUUUCUUAGCCUUCUCGUAGGACUUCCUUACCUAAUUCACAAAUUAGUUUCUCAAAGCAUCCCUCAAAAUGACAUAAACGAGAAGGACCCCAAAGAAUGGUUCAAAUGUAAGGAACCAGUCUUCUCAGCAACCGCAGCCUAUGACUUCACAGCAGCAACUCCUGAUGAGAUGAGUCUAAAAACUGGGCAAAAGGUAUGGCUAGCUCCAGAACCUCUCCAGCCGAAAAAUCUCCCAGGAUGGUGUAAGGCGACGGACAGCGUCAAAAUCGGAUUAAUCCCCUCUAAUUAUGUCACAGUUGUUGGACAAUUAAAGAAAAAACCGGAAGUCGAAACCACAAAAAUUCCAGAAAUGCCCGAGAAUGUAAAAACGGAUACGAAGCUGGAUGAGUGCUUUUCCGAUAUCAAUGAGACUGACGCUACAACUUCACAAGCACAUCCUAAAUAAAUAAAAAUUAUAAUUUACAAAAUUCAUCUUAAAGUAAUGGAUAUUUUAGAUUCCUCAUGGCUUCUCGCAUAUAUUUUUCAAUUUUUACAAUCAGAUCCAUAAGAAUCUAAACCUUUCCUCUGAAUCUUACUUAUAUGCGAAUAAAAACAAAUCAUGAUUUCUAAUUGUACUUGAGAAAUUACUGAGCCAUCUAAUGAAGGAGUAACUAGCCUCUCUCAAAACCUUCCAACGUACUUGAAUACUAUAAUAUUCGAAACUAUUGAAUUUGGAAAUGAAUAUCCAAUUCCAACUUCAAUCGUAAGAAAAAGUCUCGAAAAUCACAAGAAUUUGUAGAAUUUCUAAAUUUCUUCUUUCCAAAGAUCUGAAAAUAAUCUGCACAGGAUUUUUUCCACUUGAUCAUCUUACAAUUAUUCCUUUACUUUAAGACUCAAACAACUAAUCAAUCACAGGAAUAAGAAAAGUGAUAUUUACCUUUUCGCGGGAAUCGCACGUAAUAAUUCUAGGGUUUCCACGAAUUUCUCACUUCAACCAUUUAUUUUCGACGUUCGAAUUCAAUGAUGUACACAAAUGAAUUCAAUUUUGUACGUUCCAAAAAUUAACAAUGUGCCAGGUGGAUAUUAAAGGACUCAAAGAGAAGAUA